UAAUUAAAUUUCGCUCGUUCCUCAAAACCCUCGUUUGCUAUUCUUCUUCGCGGUGCAGCCUACAACCUCCGCAAGAAGAAGAAGAGCCAGCCGCCUUUCUCCGGUACCUUAGUUCGAACUCAAGCCUCAGACGUUUAAGCUAGUUUAAUCGCUCAACUAGCGCAGCUCUGUGCCAAACCAGUACAACAAAGAGUGAUCAUCUACGCAAAAAUUAGCCUUAUGGGUGUGGAAUUAGCACAUCACUUCAACGGGGAGGUUCAGGAGAUGGAGGAUGUUAAUUUCAGUGAUUCUGAGCUAGUUUAUCAUGUCAGGGAUGCUCUUAUUUCCGUCCAAUCGGACUUCUCAACCCGUAAACCAAACCGAACUAAGUCGAUCUUUUUCGGUUUGGUUUCAGUUUUGGUAUUUCUUCAAGAACAGUUCAGAUCCAGUUCUAGAACCAAUGAAGGUUGGUUUGGUUUUGAAUUCAUGCUGAUCUCAACCAAAACCAACCUUUGAACUCCUUAAUAGUCAGAAGGGAGAUAGUGACAGUUACCACCAGCUUGUAGGGGUAAUGCAUCAUUCACAACGUCUUGCCCCUGAUGAGGUGGCCCUUCUUGUGACUAGUCUAAAGGCGCUAUCUGGGGCAGUUUCUUAUAUAGACAAUGUUCACCAUGACUCUCUUCUUAAUUCUAUUUUUGGAAUGAGCAUGUGGAACUAUGGACCUGAUGUGAUGGAUGCGUUGCUUGAAUUGAUUAUUUCCUUGGCUGCUUCAAAUGGAAAAUAUAUUGAUUCAUGCUUGGAUAUGCUUGUGGGAAAUUUCAUGCCACCAAUGUAUUUUGUUGAUGCGCUAAAGCAACCUCGUGGUCAGAAGAAAAAGGAACAAGUUCUUUCUCGGGUGCAUACAGCUCUGGAAGAUAUUGCUACUCUGGUACCUAUGGCGGCAUUGAGAUUGUCAUCAAUAGUUGUCCAUAGGAUGCCAACAACCUUUUUUAAAAAGAGUCUUGAGAAGGAUCGACUGAAGUAUCGAACUGAGAUCUAUAUGGAGAACAUGUUGAGAUUGGAGAGCGGUUCAAUUAGGGAAUUUGUUGGGAGCAGGAUGCUUAUGGCAGUGGUUGAUAUGCUGAUAGAGUUGGAUGUGUCUAUUGGUUGGGAUGACAUUUUACGAGAUGACUCUUGUAAAGGCAUCUUUGCAAUUGAGCUAGAAGAUAUGGAUGAUAUUGCUGCUGGUGAUGAUGAUGGCGAUGAAGAGAUUGAUAAUGGCGAGCUUCCUGCAACUUUAAGUCAGAGGAGCUUGGGUAAAAACAUCGUUGCUGAUUUAUUGGAUAGCAUGAUGGUGCAAGUAUUUGAGCAUCUUGAAUUUUGUGCAAACAACAAGCGUUUGAGUGAGGUAUUUGAAACUCUCCUGGACUCAUUUAUGCUAACUAUCCUGGACACUUACAAGUCAAAGUUUGCUCAGUUUGUCAUGUUCUAUGCUUGUGCACUGGAUCCUGAGAACUGUGGUGUGAAAUUUGCCACAAUGCUUGUAGAUAGGUUUGUUUUCGGUGACAACCCACUUACCAGGAUGAGUGCUGUGGCUUAUCUUGCUAGUUAUUUGGCUCGUGCGAAGUUUCUGUCCACUGCUUUUGUUGCUAGCAUGUUGAAAAGGUUGGUGGAUUGGUGUUUGGAGUAUUGUAAAACCCAGGAUGGUGAUGUAAACCCAAAAGCGCAUAGAGUUUUCUAUUCUGGAUGUCAGGCCAUCAUGUAUGUGCUCUGCUUUUGUAUGAGGUCAAUAGUGGAUGUCCCAUGGCUCAAAUCACAGCUUCUUCUCAUGCCUAUAGAGCGAAUCUUGAAGCAUAAAUUGGGCCCCUUGAAGGUGUGCCUGCCAUCUAUUGUAGAAGAGUUUCUUAAACAGGCAAAAGCUGCUCGUUUGUUCACCCCAUCUGAAACAUUCAUGUUUGAAGAUUUGCUGGAAUCAGAUUUUUCCAGGGAUUUUGGUGGGCUGGAGAGACUGGAUAUGUUCUUCCCAUUCGACCCAUGUUUAUUGAAAAAAAGUGACAGGAACUUCAUUCGACCGAACUUCGUGUACUGGAAGCAUGUCAGAACUAGUUAUGGCAGUGAUGAUGAAGAUAGCAGUGAUGAAGACAUUAAUGAGGAUUUUGUCACUAUGAAUGAGGACAAUUUUAUGGAAGAAGGAAUGGCAAGGAGUCCUGAUGAGCAGCAUCUUGAUCUUGAUGAAUUUGACCAUGCAAUGAAUAAAAUGUCCAUCACACCUAAGAAUGGCUUAAAUUAUAGAUUUGGAGGUGAUAAAAUGCAGAUGCCCUCAAGAAUUAGACCCUCUAUGAGUCCAGAGUCUUUGUGAUGCCUUGGCUUACAGAAAGUGAUUAUUUUGCUUUGUUUCUUUUAGUUAACGCCAUCACUUGUGGAUUUGAUGACACUGGUCAUUUGCUGAAUUUUGCAUUCAAGCUGUUGUAUAAUUAAAUUUUGAUUUCUUCAAAAAUAUUGCUAAUGUAAUUACGGUCAGAAAUUGAAUGCAUCUGAUACAAGAAUAUGAUA
Messenger RNA from Hevea brasiliensis (rubber tree), 2511 nucleotides. RefSeq lists its product as uncharacterized. Bases 551 to 2317 code for a protein of 588 amino acids. Gene Ontology annotation, molecular function: RNA polymerase I general transcription initiation factor activity; RNA polymerase I core binding. The transcript is spliced from 16 exons. Gene Ontology annotation, cellular component: nucleus. Gene Ontology annotation, biological process: transcription initiation at RNA polymerase I promoter. NCBI's taxonomy places the organism in Eukaryota, Viridiplantae, Streptophyta, Magnoliopsida, Malpighiales, Euphorbiaceae. The record is from RefSeq and is a predicted model, not a curated record.